AUUUGCACGUCAAAGGUUCUCCAUACGGCGUCGUACAUUUAGACUCGGAACCCGCAAGACCUGAUUCUGACAAAACAACAAAUGCCAUUUUCGUCAAAGUAAACGUCGGGUCUGUCAAUCCCUCUCACUCCUCCGUUCAAUCUCUGCAUUUCUGGUCGAUAGAUCUCUCCAGCUCCAUCACAUCCACCACCACCAUCGCAAAUGACGAAACCACCCUUCUUCCCUCUUUCUUUCCUCAUUAUCCUUUCCCUCUUCACCCUCACCGUCGCCGAAAUCAAAACCUUAAAUAUCAACAACGAUGAUCGACCUAUGAUCCUUUUCGAGAAAUUCGGCUUCACGCAUACUGGUCACGUGGGCAUAUCCGUCUCUUCCGUCUCUGUAUCCUCCUCUAUCAACGCCCCUAACCCUAGCCCUUCUCGUCUGGGCUUCUUUCUCCUAUCUGAAGAGUCUCUCCUUCAAGUCCUCCUGGAGAUCCAACAAAACCCGAAUUUUUGCGUUCUUGAGUCUCACUAUACCCUUCAUCUUUUCACUUUCCGCGAUCUCUCUCCACCGCCUCUCUCUUCAUUCGAUCGAUCUUUCCCUGUAACAGCGCCAAAUGAAUACUCUCUUUUCUUCGCCAAUUGCGCGCCGGAGACGCGCGUUUCCAUGGCGGUGACAACGGAGCUUUACAAUCUCGAGCGUGAUGGAUCUAGGGAUUACCUCUCCGCUGGCCUUACACAGUUACCUUCCCUUUACUUCUUCUAUUCGGUUGCAUAUCUCGCUUUUCUUGGCUUUUGGAUCUACAUUUGCCACACGAAUAGAAGAUCUGUACAUAGGAUCCAUUUAUUAAUGGCUGGAUUGUUGCUAAUGAAAGCGCUUAACUUGAUCUGUGCCGCGGAGGAUAAGCAUUACGUCAAAGUCACCGGUACUCCUCACGGUUGGGAUGUUCUGUUCUACAUUUUCCAGUUUAUUCGCGUCGUUUUGCUCUUUACGGUGAUUGUUUUGAUUGGCACCGGCUGGUCGUUUUUGAAGCCAUUCCUGCAAGAGAAGGAGAAGAAGGUGUUGAUGAUUGUUAUUCCACUUCAGGUCUUGGCUAAUGUAGCUUCUGUGGUGAUUGGUGAGACUGGGCCUUUUAUUAAAGAUUGGUUUACCUGGAAUCAGGUGUUCUUGUUAGUGGAUAUUAUCUGUUGUUGCGCGAUUAUUUUCCCUAUUGUGUGGUCGAUCCGGUCUUUGAGAGAGACCUCUAAGACUGAUGGGAAAGCUGCAAGGAAUUUAGCCAAAUUGCAACUGUUUAGACAAUUUUACAUUGUUGUUAUUGGGUACUUGUAUUUCACAAGGAUCGUGGUUUUUGCUCUUAAGACUAUUGCGGCUUACAAAUACCAGUGGGUUAGUAGUGCCGCGGAGGAGACAGCUAGUCUGCUGUUUUAUGCAGUUAUGUUUUAUAUGUUUAGGCCUUUGGAGAAGAAUGAGUAUUUUAUUCUUGAUGAGGAGGAAGAGGAGGCUGCAGAGAUGGCUCUGAAGGACGAAGAAUUUGAGCUUUGAAAGGGAAACCCACUGAGAUGCAACUUUUCCUGUUGCAAUGUAAUAUUUCCCCGGUGUUUUUUAGCUGAUAGAAUUAUAUGGUUCGCUCUGAUAUCUCCCUUCCUGCUCUUAUUUUGCAUUUACUUUGAUUUGAUUUUGUAUUAAGUUUCGGUUCAACUCUUACAACAAGUUUAAUAUUAAUUGUGUAGUGGCUAUAAUAUUGGUCAAUGGAUUUUUCAUGUCUUAACCCGUUAACUAGUUCAUCAUAUAGCAGUCCAAAUCUUUUGCAA
Messenger RNA from Jatropha curcas, 1790 nucleotides. NCBI's taxonomy places the organism in Eukaryota, Viridiplantae, Streptophyta, Magnoliopsida, Malpighiales, Euphorbiaceae. The record is from RefSeq and is a predicted model, not a curated record.